Molecule: messenger RNA, 1491 nt
Organism: Fonsecaea multimorphosa CBS 102226
Lineage: Eukaryota; Fungi; Ascomycota; Eurotiomycetes; Chaetothyriales; Herpotrichiellaceae
Exons: 1
Coding region: 1-1491 (496 amino acids)
Cellular component (GO): membrane
Molecular function (GO): signaling receptor activity
Source: RefSeq, a predicted model, not a curated record
AUGUCCUGCGCAACACAAACUGUCACCUUCGCGGCCUCGUCUGCCAGCCGUGAAUCCAGUCCUGCGAGAGACAAUGAACGCACGCAGCUCCUACCCCGUGGCCGCCGCCAUUCUUACAACACCCUUCCCCGACGACGGCAGUCCAGCAUCUGCAGCGCCGAUGCCAUCUUUGUGCGAGUCGAUCUGUUUCUGAGUGAGCUGAAAAGUAGGCUUGACAGACUAGAAAAAUACCGCCAAGACAGUCUUCUACACCUUGAUGCUCAGUUGGAGCGAGCGUACCAAGUUUUGAGCGAUGUACGAGACUCAUGCGCCCCUUCCCUUUCCGGUGAACUGCUGUGGGGGGCUGCGAGACACCGGGCUCUCAUUCUGGUCGAUACGCUGGAGACCCGCUACAACGACAUCAUGCCGUCAAGGGAAAGUCUGGAGCACAAAGCACAAGAAGGCAUGAGGGUGAUGGACUCCUUUCUUCUGGAGCUGGAGUCACGGAUGCUGGAAAGAAAGAAACAGUUGAUUGACUCAGGAUGGAGGAAGGUCGACGACUCGCUCAAUGCUACCCGGGAGAUGCUAGAAGACGGUCUCGACAAAGCGCUGCGAGCGAGAGAUUUGCUUGCCGAGUCCGUCUCUCACGCUCUGACCCGUGCAGCGGAAACAAGAUUGAUUCAUUACGAAGAUCUCCCCAUGCCUUGGAGGAAUAAUCCCCAUAUUCUCAAGGGCUACCGAUUCAACAAAACGCAAUUCGAAUGCUUCACCACCAUGUUUCACGCGCACAAUGAGAUGGUCAAUAUCUGGUCCCACGGCAUCGGCUUGCUAAUCGUUCUUACCGUGGCUUUCUAUUACUAUCCCUCCUCAUCGACAUUUCCCCUCUCGACCAAGAUGGAUGUCCUAAUAGCCGCUUGUUUCUUUGCCGCCGCCUGCAAGUGCAUGAUCUGCUCUACCAUGUGGCACACCAUGAACAGUAUUUCGGACAAACGUUUGUUCGAUCGCUUCGCUUGCGUCGACUAUACGGGCAUUUCCCUUCUGGUGGCAGCGAGCAUCCUUAGCACCGAGUGGACAGCCUUUUAUUGCGAGCCCAUAUCGCGGGCGGUCUACAUGACUUUGACAACGGUGCUGGGAGUAGCCGGUACAAUCCUGCCAUGGCGGGAGAGUUUUAACCGAGCCGAUAUGGCUUGGUUCCGGGUGAUGUUCUUUGUGACGUUUGUCGUGGUUGGCUUUGCGCCGGUGCUGCAACUGAACUAUACCCGAGGAGCGGCAUGGACCUUCUACUUCUAUGCACCCGUUGCGAAAAGUAUCAUGGUGUACUUCGUGGGAGCUCUCAUCUAUGCGAGUCAGGUGCCUGAAAAAUGGUGGCCUGGGUCAUUCGAUUACAUUGGAUGCAGUCACAAUAUCUGGCAUGUUGCAGUCGUCCUGGGAAUCAUCUUUCACUAUUUUGCUAUGUUGGACUUCUUCCAGGGAGCAUUCACUAGGGCGAGCGAUGGUUGUUGCUUGGGUUGA